GUGUGCCUUGCCUCGAAUGCCAGUCCAUGUCCCCUCGCAUCGAACGAGUCGUCUCAGCCGCACGGUCAGGGAUAGUGCCACACAAAUUCAUCCACUUCAGCCCUCAGCAGCUACGAGAGCGACUUCGGGAGCGCAUGGAUGCAUUGAAUGCAUGGAAGUUGAAGUUUCUCAAUCUUAGCCGCUCUAUGGCUGCCGCAGCUCAGAAAGCCGUCGACUUUAAGCGCUUCACCAUGGCUUUUGCAGAAAUGGACGCAUCUAAAGUCGGUAUCCUGGUUCAAACGGCUCUGCGCCACGGUGCGAGCAUUACUGCUAUCAUAACGCAGAUGGAGCAAGCGAUCAAGGGUGUAUACAAUCCUCGCUUCGUCUCGGAACGCACUCUCGAUAUCUCGACGUUGAUCUUCCGCAUCGGCGGUCGCCCUCUUCUGUACGCAAUGAACCACGCACUCGGCCUUCCAUCUCUUCGAACUCUCCAACACCACCUUUCCUUCAUACGGAUCAUGCCCACCGUCGGAGACAUUACACGGCAGACGAUAGAUCACAAUAUUCGAGAGGUCCUUUUGAAGCCUUUGACGAGCCUCGCCAGAUCCGUUCACCGCCGUGGUGCUUCUCUCCUCAUCGACGAAGUCGCUCUCGAGGAGGCCGCCUGUCAUUUCCAUGAUGUCAACAUGGUAGGCGGCCUCUGUUGGAAGCAUUCCCGCCUCUUCGACCUCGUUCUACGAUCGUAUCACUCGGCGGUCGAAUUAGCAAAGCACCUGGCAGCAGGAGAUCUUCACCUCGGCAAGGAGAUGACGGUCGCUUCCAUUUCCUUUUUCGGUACCGGUGAUUCACGAACGUACCCUAUCCUUGCUGCACCAACCUGCAAGCAGGAGGACUCGUCGGAUAUGUCCCGUAUCUUCGAGAUGCUCAUUGGAGGCUAUAAUAAGGUCGCAGCUGCCAUCCUUGGGCCACUCUGGUCGGUCGCCACUGACGGGGAUUCGACUCGGCGAAAAGCAGGCUAUCACCUCUUCGUCAAGAAGCGAUUGCCACCAUCAUCACCCAUCUAUCCUACACUGGUGCAGCUUCCAGGCCUCAAUCUUUUCACUGGAGAGGACGACGUGACCCUCGACUUCGAUUGGAAACAUGUCUAUAAACGUAUCUGCACUCUUAUCCGCUCGGUAUCCGGAAUCGUACUCGGCCCUGGACGCAUCAUCAGCCCGUCCUUCCUCCACAAGUACCUGGUGCGCCUCGAAGGUCAAGACGAAGACUCGGUCAACAAGCUUCUGCACCCUUCUGAUCCGCAGGACGUGCCUCGCGCCAUCGAUCUCAUGCAAGCUAUCGUCAAACUUCGUUCACUUCAUCUGGAGGCCAGUAACCCAGAUACAAUCGCUGAUCUCGAUGCUAUACGACUCCUCUCAGAUCUUUGCGAGUCAAUCCUGGAGGCGUACAUCAAUCCUCACCUUUCCCUUACCGAGCAAGUCACGUAUCUUAGCAAGUUCGCCCACCUUUCAUUUGCAUUCUUCCGACUCUAUCGCACACAUUACAUGUCGAACCAGUUAUAUGGAGACUCGCAGUGCAUGGUCAAGAACGCAAUCUUCUGCAUCGCGAAACAGCAAGCACUCGAUCCAACGCAGCUAUUUCACCUCUUCGAGCUCGGAGACGAUCGUCUAGAGAAACUAUUUGGCCGCAUUAGAAUGCUUGGCGCACAUGACUCGGGAAUGCGCUAUAAUCAGGGUGUUGACCGCCUUGGGCAUGCCGUCGAUAUCGAUGCAGCUUUCGCGCGGAAUCCUGACCUCGACAGUGGUCAACGUCGCCUCAAGGUCACAAGAACUGCAGCGCUCGACCACCUGAACAAUGCAUCGUGGGAUGGAGAUGCCGCCGUCAAUAAGGUAUCUCUCCCCGACGCUUGGGCUGCUGGUCGCCGCGCAGCGGUGGUUACUAUUCUCCAGUCAUCAAUGCCACCGGAGUCCGCUGCCUUUGAGGAGAUCUUCAGUAGUGGCGAAGUCGAUAUGCUCUGUCCAUUCGAAGCCGGGAAGUACCCGGGCGUAGACGAUACGGAACCAGACAGAUCGAUUCCUUCGGACGAAACACAGCGUUCAGUUCCUACCACGGUUCCCUCCACCGACGCCACGCCCACAACCACCACGAAUGUGACCUCCGAGUCAGCCCCCGCGACCUCGUCAGGCACCUUUGCCGCCGCCUCUACCAGUUCGCCACCUAGUGCCACGGUGAACGCCACCUGCGAGGAUGUAUCGGAAGUGUACGAUCUUGACGAUGAUUCAGACGAUGAGUAUACGAUUCCCUCGUGGCUCUUUGAAGACAUAGAGGAGGCAGAGGCGGAGCGAUCUCUCGAGGAAGGAUUACCUGACAUUGAUGGCCUCUCUACGCUCGAACUAGGACCUGGGAUCACGCCAAACGACUGGCUGCUCUGCAAUGGGAAGCCUGUUCACAAACAGACCAUCUGCCGCCUCGUCAUCAACGCUGACUUCAUUCACAAGUCAAAAAACCGUCCAGAACGCGUCCGGGGAUUCAGCAAACCUACUUGGCAGCCAAAUCUCAACACCUCUGCUGAUCUGAUAGGCUCCGACACUUUCGUCGAAGGAGAUCACUUCGCCACCAUUCUACGCCAUCAGAAGAUUGUCUCCCUUGCCCUCGUACGCUGCACAAAAAUCACGCGAGGACGAACAAAGGAAACCGAGCUUCCGAUCCCCACUGUCACCAACCCAGAGGCUAAUGUCCACCUCGAAGGCCAGAUUCUGACCAUGCGCCGCGUUCAGCUCGCUCCCUCGAUUGACGCCGUCGCCUCUACAGCAGCUACUACUCUUAACGCCACUUCCUUCGAACGUUCAUCAGGAUCAGGGGCAAUGCAGUCACUUCACGCCGAGACUUCGCACGCUCCUCUCAAAUUCGCUGACUCGUCUGACUCCCAGUGGAUAUGGGUGUGGGAUGGUGGAUUCGUGAUGGCUGAUGCGAAGAUGCGGGGCUCUCAGGUCGUCACUGAGAAACCCUGCGUGAUCUCCGUUGCCGGCCAUCUCUGUAUUCCCCAGGUUGAUUGCCGCUCUGUUGUCGCUCGAGAACGCCUUCCUGACGACGCUACUACAAAGAUCAACUCCAUGGGCACGACUUGGGAGUUCGACGAAAGUUAUCUGCUAUCGUUGAGCACAAACCUGUGGGAGAGUCUCGUUGAGGAGGAAGUUCGCGUUGAUGAUCUUCCGGUAUUUCCUUUGCUCACUCGCGGAGGGUUUCCUUAUGCCUUUGCAGGGAAAGCAGCUCUUGUGAAUGAUUCGGCAUCAGAACGUCUGCGCAUGGAGAUGAGCGAGGAUGGCGAUCGCAAGUGUGAUUUCUGCGGCGAGGCUGUCUCUUUCGACAAGGAUCAGUGGAGAGGCCAUAUUGGGUGGCAUAUUCUUCGUGCACUCUGUGGCGCUAUCGAACCACGUCCUUUGACAAACCCAGUCGGAAUGCCAAUGCCGUGCGGCUCCUGUGGUCGCAGCGAUAACGCGCUCUGUCAGGACAUCACGAUCACUAUCAACAAUAAGACGACAAAGGUGGAUUCUAAAUGUCCACUCUUUCGUAGCCCCAAGUCAUAUGCUCUUGCAGCGAAGGGAACAGCCGUGACACGCUGCAGGAACAUACCAAUCCGCUGUCCUCUGUGCGAAGAGACUGAUCCCCGCUUGCGUGGUCGUACUUACCGUGGGUUUUGGAGGUAUAAUAUGGCAGAGCACAUUCACAUUCAUCAUAGGGAAUAUGCCUCUCCGGCGAACCCUAGCAAUCACGGCCGCUUUCCCCUUCCUGCUAGUUUGUGGGAGAACAUGAAAAUCGAACAAAGGGAGUAUGAAAGCUGUGGUAUCGACCAGUCUCUUGUCCCUCCCCCGUUCAAUUUCAUUCAGCACGCUACACCAUUCACCACCAUAGUACCACCCGCGACACCCUCUGGAGGUAAACGUUCACGAGCAUUCACAAAUACUAUGGCAGAUGCUCCUGCACGCAAACUGCCUCGUCAUGCUUAGUACUACUUCUGACUUACUUAUGGUUUGGAUGUGUCGUUGACGGACCACGGUUGUAAAUUCACGGAUACUCUUACAGUGCUCUGUCUAUUUCUGUCACGUUCCUCGGUCGUGUUCUUGUAUGCCUUUGGAUUAGAGCCACAAUGUAC
Messenger RNA from Stereum hirsutum FP-91666 SS1, 4129 nucleotides. RefSeq lists its product as uncharacterized. The coding region runs from base 27 to 3983 and encodes 1318 amino acids. Lineage: Eukaryota; Fungi; Basidiomycota; Agaricomycetes; Russulales; Stereaceae. The record is from RefSeq and is a predicted model, not a curated record. The transcript is spliced from 6 exons.